Elephantulus edwardii (Cape elephant shrew) is the source of this 1374-nucleotide messenger RNA. RefSeq lists its product as uncharacterized. NCBI's taxonomy places the organism in Eukaryota, Metazoa, Chordata, Mammalia, Macroscelidea, Macroscelididae. The transcript is spliced from 12 exons. The coding region runs from base 1 to 1374 and encodes 457 amino acids. The record is from RefSeq and is a predicted model, not a curated record.
AUGCUGACCGUGGUAGUCAAAGUGGAGCUAGAGUGGGGAUCAGGCUCCGAGGAGACCUGUUGCCCCCCACUUCUUCUGGAGGAACCCACGAAACUUCACCUGCUUCAGUCAGGUACCUUGGAGAUUCAGGAACGGUGCCUCACUUUUGACAGAGUCCUGGGUCCCAAUGCUGCUCAGGAGGCGGAGCAAGAGCUGCUGGCACGGGUCCAGGGCACACUGGGCUCCGUGAGGCAUGGAUACAGUGUGACCCUGCUGCUCCGGGGCUGGGAAACAGAGGCGCCUCGGCUUGUGCCACAGCUGUUGCAGGAGCUGUUUGAGGAAGCCAUGUCCCUCAAGGGCUCUGAGCCUGUGCUCAGCACUUUGAGCCUGGUGCAGCUCAGCUCCAGUGGGAAAGCUCGAGACCUACUCUCUCCAGGUUCAGAGAACAUGUCAGUGCUGGACGUGCCUCCUCUGGGUUUGGUAGUAGAAAAUGCCAGUGAAGUGGAAGUGUCUGAUCCAAGAGCUGCCUCAGAGCUGUACCUGCAGGUCACAGAAGGAGAGGGCAGAGACUGCCCCCUGCUGCAGGUGCUGGCUGGUGAAGCUCUCGGUGAGAAGGAAGAGGGCUCCCUGCCCUGGAUUGUCUCAAGACUCCUGGGAGGAAACAACUAUACUGGCCUACUACUUCGCCUGGACCCCCAAGGAAAUUCCUCGAGCUUGCUCCAGGCUGCUUUGUUGGGGGCCUCGAGGAGGAAGAUGGAGGUCAAACAGGUGAGACCAAUCCUGUGGGAUGCAGUGGAGGAUGCCAGGGCCCGCAGGGCUGGCCUAAAGACCCUGCGUUCAGGCCUCCUUGGGGGCCCCCUGACAGAUGGUGGGCUCAGCCAGCUAAAUCAGGCACUGAGGGAGCUGCAGGCCCAGCAGGCCCCAGAUUUGGCCCUCCAGUUCUUCUUGGCUCAGGCCCGGAGGCAGAGAUUGCGAGAACAGCACCAAACUUGGUUCAAAGAAGAGCUGAAGCAUUUCAAGCAGACGGAAGAGGUGGCAGGUGACCAAGUGAAAGGCCUGGUGGCUGGAAAGGUGAGGAGGGGUCAAGAGAGUCAGAGAAGGCAAAGGGAGGAGACAGUAUUGAGACUCCAACUGGAAGGCCUUCAGGCAGAGCGAGAUGCUGCAGAACAAGACCUGGUAACCCUCUAUGACCUGCAUGUACAGGCUACUCGAGCUAGGACGUGCCAUGUGCUGCAGGUGUUCCGGGACUGGCAGAGGCUGUGGGAAGAGCAGGCCCUGGCUGCAGAGCAUCACCACCGCAACCUUCUGGCUAGCAUUCUACAAGACAACAUCAGCCUGGCCACCCAGAACCAGCAGCUCCAAAUCGAGAACCAGCAGCUUCAAGAUGCAGACUAG